This is a messenger RNA of Dreissena polymorpha, 1153 nucleotides long. Its product is annotated as oncoprotein-induced transcript 3 protein-like. The transcript has 6 exons. Lineage: Eukaryota; Metazoa; Mollusca; Bivalvia; Myida; Dreissenidae. The record is from RefSeq and is a predicted model, not a curated record. The coding region runs from base 45 to 782 and encodes 245 amino acids.
UGUGCUUUGUUUGCGCCAAGCUAAAAGUUGAUUUCAUUUUUAAAAUGUCUGUGAAGGGAACAACAUUAAAUUUUCUGUUCUUGAUUGGAUACGUUUUGGCUAUAGACGAUCCGUGUGCAGCAGGCCAUUAUCGCGAAUUUCCAUCCCAAAAUAUUGGUGCAAGACAGGAAGGCUGUUUGUCUAGUGUGUUUGAGGAAUGUGACUUUUACUUCAACGACACGCUGUGGUAUACAUCGUUCUUCGGCAAACUGCUGACACAUUGUCCACGCGACAGAAGUUGUGGCAGUCCGUUACCUGUGUGGAUUGACGGUCCUUACCCAAACGAAAAUGAUGGUUUGGUCAACCGAACAGUUUGCAUCAAAAAGGAGUCACUGUGUUGCAGUACCAUUCUGACAAUGGAGAUCAAGAACUGCUCCACAUUUGCCGUGUUCCGGUUACCGAAUGUGCCUUCAUGUCCUUCCGCAUAUUGCUUUGAAUCCAAUCUCCCUUGUGAGACCACGUCCACAUCUACCACAACAACUACCUCGACGCCUGUGACACAUAGAACGACAGAGCCUCAUAUACCUUCUAGUGAAUACCGGCCAACAACAAAGCCGAAAGAAUACAUUAAUGAACGCCCAGACUUGUUAAUCGGGAUGCUGAUUGGAGGCUUCGUGGUGUUGGUUUCCAUUGCUACCUGUGUUAUUCUGUACGCAAAGUUUUGGAGGAAACCUCAAAGAAUCAGCACAGAUCAGUACCCGGUGGUUAUCACCAAUAGCGCCUUGCCAUACAAACAGCCAUAAGAAGACAAAGCUUAUUUAUAUGUAGUUUCCAUUUUUGUAAUAGAGAGUUUGAACAUUAACUUACUAAAUGUUUACUAACAUGGCCCUUUUUGAUAAAAAUUCUUGACGGCUGCGUCUAUGCUUUAAACGUGUUUACUAUAUGACAUUUUAAAUAUAUUUUUUAAAGAACACACGUGUGUGUGAUUUAAUUAGAAGUAUAUUUAAAAGGCGGUUGUUACGACGUACUAUACAAAUUUUCAUCUCAGUUAUGACAAAUUAAUUGUAUGCAUUCAUUUAUUACUCAAAUGUAAUAAUUAGUUAUGUGUAUCAAGUAUAUACUGACGAAAGCAGCAUUUAACAAUUAGCGAUUUACCAUUCAAGUCAUUUGGAAC